UCGUGGCCGAGCUCGGAAAUAAAACAGACUUGUUAUGUGUGCCGUGUCUAUGGAUCAGGGCACCCACUGUUGGAGUCCGUUUCCCAUGGAGCGUCUGGACGCGCAUGGCGGUGGCAACGCCGCGUUCGGCCUCGAGGCGCUGGAGGUGGACGUGGAGCAGCAAGAGGAGAUAAUCGACUUCGAGACAGAGCCGCCGGGCUCCUCUGAAUCUGUCGAGAUCUCUGACCUCAAGAAGCGCAUGUGGAAGGACCAGAUGCGCCUCAUGAAGCUCGAGGGCCGCGCCGGCGCCAGGAGCGGUGCGCCGGCCGGGCGGCAGGAGGACCAGGAGGAGGACGGUCCCGAGGCGCGGUGCCGGCGGAAGGCGAUGCUGCGCGCGCAGGACGGCGUGCUCCGGCACAUGAUGAAGAUGAUGCAGUCCUGCAACGCGCGCGGGUUCGUGUACGGCGUCAUCGACGAGGCCGGCGAGCCCACGUCCGGCUCCUCCGACAGCCUCCGCGGCUGGUGGAAGGACAAGGUAGUCUUCGACCGCACGGGCCCGAUGGCCCUGAGUCUGACCGGCAGCUCCGCCGCCGACGGUAGCACCAGCCCGCUGGGCCUGGCCUCCUACCUGCAUCGCCUCCAGGCCAUCCAGGACAACACGCUGGGCUCCAUGCUCUCGGCGCUCCUCCAGCACUGCGAGCCGCCGCAGCGCAACUUCCCGCUGGAGCGCGGCCUGGCGCCGCCGUGGUGGCCGACGGGGAAGGAGCUGUGGUGGGGCACGCAGGGCGAGACGCAGGCCCACCAGGGCGCGCCGCCGUACCGGAAGCCGCACGACCUGAAGAAGGCGUGGAAGGUGUCCCUGCUGAGCGCGGUGAUCAAGCACAUGAGCCCGCGCUUCGACCAGAUGCGCAGGCUCGUGUGGCAGUCCAAGCGGCUGCAGCACAAGAUGAGCGCCAAGGAGUCCGACACCUGGUCCAAGGUGCUCCGGCAGGAGGAGGCGCUCAGCGGCCGGCUCAAGAGCUCGCUUCGGAUCACGCCCCUCGAGGACGACGACGACUACGACGGCGAGGAACUGGAGGACGGUCCGGAAGACGUGGCGCGUGGCCCGCAUGACAAGCGCAAGUGCAAGGGCGUCCCGAGCGGCAGCUCAGGCGGGAAGUGCCGCCGCAGGCCAAGAGGCGGGAGCCGGGACCUGGCCGCGAUGGUGCCCGCGCUCGAGGCCGGAGUCCUCGCCGAGGAGAGCCAGGGCCCCAUCAACGAGCUCAUGGAGCUGUACUACAGCUGCCUGCAGGGGGGCGAUGCGGAGGAGAAACAAGAUGUGGCGAUGCAGGGAGUGCCGGGAGGCGUCGAUGAUGUGGCGCAGCAAUUCCUGAUCGAUGUCAUCGGUAGCUGCCCGGAAGUAGAUCAUGUGUUGCGCUUGAUGGAGGAGUGAUGUGCCUCGUGGGGAAAUGAAAUUCUACCCAAGCCGGUUUCUACGAUUCGUGUAGGCGGACUAGAUUUGUGAGACAUUGAUCUAAGUUGUACUCGAGGAUGUGUGUGUUCCGACGGUUGAUGUUCGCAUCGACCAUGGGUCUCUUGUAAUUAUUUUUGUUCUUUUUUAUAAAAAUAUGAUACGUCAUUGACGUAUUCUUAAAAAUAAACAG
Molecule: messenger RNA, 1622 nt
Organism: Triticum aestivum (bread wheat)
Lineage: Eukaryota; Viridiplantae; Streptophyta; Magnoliopsida; Poales; Poaceae
Product: ETHYLENE INSENSITIVE 3-like 5 protein
Exons: 1
Coding region: 35-1411 (458 amino acids)
Cellular component (GO): nucleus
Molecular function (GO): DNA-binding transcription factor activity; DNA binding
Source: RefSeq, a predicted model, not a curated record